Neurospora crassa OR74A is the source of this 2621-nucleotide messenger RNA. Its product is annotated as sed5 vesicle protein. Bases 175 to 852 code for a protein of 225 amino acids. Gene Ontology annotation, cellular component: endoplasmic reticulum membrane; COPII-coated ER to Golgi transport vesicle; Golgi membrane. The transcript has 4 exons. Gene Ontology annotation, biological process: endoplasmic reticulum to Golgi vesicle-mediated transport. NCBI's taxonomy places the organism in Eukaryota, Fungi, Ascomycota, Sordariomycetes, Sordariales, Sordariaceae. Gene Ontology annotation, molecular function: COPII receptor activity. The record is from RefSeq and is a predicted model, not a curated record.
GUUGUCUCCAGGCUCACCACUUGGCACCAGCCUUGAGCUUCCUUUCUCCAGAAACAACAUCUCCAUAACCCAACACAUUGCCAUUCCUUCAGCUUGGAUGACCUCCCUACCACCACCAGCCAGUUCCCAUAUUAUGCCCGUCUAAUUCCAACCCAAUCAAUCUUCUAUCUCAACAUGUGGAUUCUGCCUCUUGUUGGCUAUCUCGGCUCCAUCGCGGGCUUCUGUUUCCUGACCCUGGCUAUUGCCUCGGGUCUAUAUUACCUGUCCGAAGUUGUCGAAGAACAUACCGUUGUUGCCAAGCGCUUUCUUACUCGACUUAUUUACACCAUCAUCGUCAUCCAGCUUCUACUAUGCCUUGUCGACCGAUUCCCCUUCUUCCUAACACUGCUCAGUGUUGGCUCCCAUGUCGUCUACUUGGGUAAUAUGCGGAGGUUCCCCUAUGUCAAAUUGACAGACCCGUUGUUCGUGUUGUCAUGCGGCCUCGUUCUCGUCAACCAUUACCUGUGGUUCAAGCACUUCUCGCGUCACCAAGAGCGCGCCUAUCAAAACAUGACUUCUUACUACGACAUGCCAUCCAAUGUUCCCACCUUCACCGAGAUCGCAUCCUACUUCGGCAUUUGUGUAUGGCUGGUUCCUUUCGCCCUCUUUGUCAGCUUGUCGGCAAGUGACAAUGUCCUGCCCACCAUGGGUAAUGACGCCUCUUCGAGCGGUGGCGCUGGCGGCGUCGGUGGUGAUGGUACAAGGGCAAGACGAGGGCAGGGCCUGAUCAAGUCCGUUGUCGACAACAUCCUGGGGGCUGUGGGAGGAGUUACGUCCACAGUGGGCUGGAAGAAGUCCGACGAUCGGCUAUAGGAGGUCUAGGGCACUGUGAGAAAGAGGAGGGCCAGUUAUUAUCAUAAAUUUCGUAUUGAUAUCGAGCAAAAACAAGCGUUGUUAUCCUGCUUCGCCUGCCCUUAUCUGCGUUAAUCGCCCAGCGAAUGAGCAGGUCUGCUAUACUGUUUGACUCUAUAAAGUCCUAGGUCAUCUCCACGCCAACCAUGCCCCAAUCUCGGGUACCGCAUUGUAUCGUGACCAAAAACGAAGCCACCCUUACAAUAGACUUACCGCCGCGAAACCUCUAGCUACUAAUACAGGUCCAUCGAUGAAGGUGUCCGACUAGAAAAGGAGAUCCACUGUCAACUCUUCCCAUGCUUGGUCGCUUCUUCUGUCCGCCUCGCUCCGCGGAUGAUGCCACUCAGUCGCCUCAUGCCUUCUCAGCUCUCGACUUUCGACCCUUCGCAGCUCCUUCAAGAUAUCUUGGACGGCAUCAAGAUUUCGAGCCGUCAGACAAUGGCAGGCCACUCCGCUUAUCGCAUGGGUGCAUCCUAGGUCCUCGUCAUCCGAAUGUACGUCGGUCGCGCCAGUCAGAUCCAAGGAAGGAACCAACAUGGCAUUCACCAUGGGCUGAAGAACCCCUAGCUCCAUUAUGCUUCCCAAGUCGCGCUCAGAUACCGUCGAAGGGAAGCUGACAUCCAAAGUCAGUCCGCUAUGCUGCGUCACGAGGUCGUUAAUGGAGAAAUCGCCUCCAGUCGAGACGCUGAUAGUUGUGACGUCGGAAACAUGCUCCCGUUGCGAUCCGCUAUAUUCGCUGUCCGAAUCGAAGUCUGAGCUCAUGCCAGCUGCAUCAGUCAUGCUUCUGUCGUCCUCAUUGUCGCUGUCGUAAACGAUGAUGACCGACGGGGAUUGGUAAUCUUGGUCAUCUGUCUCGUCCUCAGCAUGAUUGAUGUGAGGAGGAUAGAUGACAGUCAAGGUCUCAUGCCCAAAGUACCAGUCGCUAGAAGCGACAUGAAGGGUAUCAUCAUGUUGGAUGGUGUAGGUCAUUCUUUCAGGCUUUUUGGUGCCUUUGCCACGGCCCGGAAGUAGGGGUGUUGUUGAGCUCGAUUCAGAGCGGCCUUGAAUGUCUUCAGGGGUUUCAAAGUUAAAUGGAGAAACCGGCGAGGUCAACAGUCCCAUGGAACGCGGUCUGAAAGGAAGAACUACGAAAGCCAAGGGUUUCGUCCUAAUCGUCCUACCGGCAGAGGAUCCCGCCUCCGAUUCAUCGCCCGGUAUCAAGGCCCCGCUAUUCCCCUUCCCAUCCUUCAGGAUAUAUUUUCCUUGCGGAACGCCCAGGGCAAGCCUUAGGCCUUUUGCCAUCCCACCAUUAUGGCAAACUGCAUGAGUGGCGUUGUGUAGCAGACCGCGGGUAACCAUGGAGAGCCAAUCGUACCGCUCCGCUAACGAGAAAUCUGCCGUACCGUCCUGAGCACGCAAUCGUGGGAAGAAGGAUUUGGGGGGAAGUCUUGCCUAUUGGAGGGUGAGGGGCAUUGAUGAUGGGUUCGGGUCUUUUUCCGACACGUUAGAAUCGGUAUCUCGCAGCUUUAUUCAUGUCUGUCUCAGAUUUAUAGUGGUUGUAGAAGGUUUUGGCAGCAAAGGACUUCUACAAAAAUCAGGGGAACCUGGGAUAUAUAUUUGCUUUCAAAAUACGAUCGUCACUAGCGCCCUACCACAGCAUCCAAUGCUUCGAUGCUCUCCCUUCUCAGUACCUCUCAUGACAACGGCCCGUAGCCGAAGGAAACAUCACCAGGGACAACAGUAGACUUUCC